ACUUUUACGAGUUCUGUACGACAAGUACCCACACUGUUAGUUCCACUUGCCAAGCCUACAAUUGUUAUUUACUGGAUUUGUUUGUAUCAUGAGAUUCACAAUUAUUUUUAUUAUUUCCAUUAAUCUAUUAAUUUCAAUGGACGUUUCAAAAGCACGUGACUGGUAUUCCAAGUACAAAGUUGGCAAAUUGAAAUUCAAUUCAGAGAAGGAUUUGGGUGUUUCACAUGGGUUCUAUGGGAAAAGUAAACGGAUUGAAGUAAAGUUGUAUUCUCCGGGGAGGCUAGCAAAAGGGAUCGACACCAAGGGCAAUAUCCUCAGGCGUUUCUGUGACAACGAUCCUGUGAAAUUCUGUUGGAAUAAAAGUUUGGUGGUAUCGUUGAUGGGAAGGUGCUCGAAUCAUCCAUGUAAUGAAGAAAAUCGUAUUGAACGACAGCACUUGUUGCAAAGAGACCAGAGACAAUAUGAUGCCAUUGCUGUCAUGAAAUAUACAAAACAUGUGCUUUUAGGGAGUUUGAAUAAAGAUGAAAAAGUCACGAAUGAUGGAGAUGAGAGGAAGGUGAAAAAAAGUCAAGUACGAGAGAUACAUCCUAAUGAGGUGACUAGUGUGGCUAAAAAUCAAGAGGUCAACGAGAAUGACAAGAGGAUGCAGAAGACUGACACUCUAGAAUCUACCCUUAGCGAUAAGAAAGCAUCUUCUAAUAUUCUCCAGGGUAAGAAGAGGAGAUCUAAAAGAGACACGGUUAACCAGGACGAGAGGGCAACUGAUAAUAACACGAAAAUCAAUGAUCCAAAAGAAGAUAAUUCAAAAGAAUUUGUGGAAAAAUUGUCAAAUGUAUUUUUAUACUUCGGUGAUUAUAUUGUUGCUAUUAUGCUGAAGAAUAUAAAAGUACAAUUACGUGAAGAAGAUAUGGCUGAGGCAUACGAAAACAAGAUGGCCGAAUUAACAGUAGAGCAUGAGAUGACUAGUAUGGAGGCCGCCAAGAUGGUGGGACGUAAGGUAGAGGAGGCAUUUGGGGAGUCUUUUCAAUUAAAGAUAAAGAAUUAUUUGAAAUGGCUAGUUGACAAUAUUGAAUUAUCGUAAAAAUGGUGAAUGUUAUUUCUAAUAUUAUAUU
Fopius arisanus is the source of this 1112-nucleotide messenger RNA. RefSeq lists its product as uncharacterized. The record is from RefSeq and is a predicted model, not a curated record. Bases 89 to 1081 code for a protein of 330 amino acids. Lineage: Eukaryota; Metazoa; Arthropoda; Insecta; Hymenoptera; Braconidae. The transcript is spliced from 4 exons.